Gekko japonicus is the source of this 1212-nucleotide messenger RNA. It is a transcript of the gene MAD2L1, whose product is annotated as MAD2 mitotic arrest deficient-like 1 (yeast). Gene Ontology annotation, cellular component: nucleoplasm; cytoplasm; kinetochore. The record is from RefSeq and is a predicted model, not a curated record. Lineage: Eukaryota; Metazoa; Chordata; Lepidosauria; Squamata; Gekkonidae. The coding region runs from base 31 to 648 and encodes 205 amino acids. Gene Ontology annotation, biological process: mitotic spindle assembly checkpoint signaling. The transcript has 5 exons.
CGGCUUCUCUCUCUCUCUCUCUCGUUCCCGAUGGCGAAGCAGCAGAGCCGGGAGCAGGGGAUCACUUUGCGGGGCAGCGCCGAGAUUGUCGCUGAGUUUUUCUCAUAUGGCAUCAAUAGUAUCUUAUACCAACGUGGGAUCUAUCCAGCUGAAACCUUUACGCAUGUCCAGAAAUAUGGACUGACUAUGCUUGUAACUGCAGACUCUGAACUUAAAAACUAUCUGAACAAUGUAGUAGGACAGCUAAAAGAAUGGCUUGCUGAGUGCUCAGUUCAGCGACUAGUUGUGGUGAUCUCCAGUAAGGAAACCAGUGAAGUUCUUGAAAGGUGGCAAUUUGAUAUUGAAUGUGACAAAGCUGCAAAGGAUGAAAAUGCACCAAGAGAAAAAUCUCAGAAGGCUAUUCAGGAUGAAAUUAAAUCUGUUAUCAGACAAAUAACAGCUACAGUGACAUUUCUUCCAUUGUUAGAAACUACUUGUGCAUUUGAUUUACUAGUUUACACAGACAAAGACUUGGAAGUUCCAGAAAAAUGGGAGGAGUCCGGUCCACAGUUCAUUGCUAAUUCAGAAGAAGUCCGUCUUCGUUCCUUCACAACUACUAUACACAAGGUCAGCAGUAUGGUGGCCUACAAAAAGGAUUCCCUUCCUUGACUGGACAGAUGUCUCCAUUGUAUAUAAGUUGUCUUUCUGUAAACCGUCAUAACCAGUUGUAAUCAUAGUCUGAACAGAUCCUGGGGAAUCUAUUGUAGACUAGUUUGAAUAAUGUCAACAGCAAAAAUGCACUUUGUACAUAUCUGCAUUUGAUGACUGGGGCCUUGCUGCUUAUGCCACAGAAACUUUUUACCUGGAGCUGCCUUCCCAGUGCAUGCUUAGUCGUUCCAGAUUUGAUAAUGAAAACACCUUUCUCUUCAGCCUGGAUUAAGGAAUGGCAACAAAGAAAUUCCUCAAGAACAAACAGGAAAAUAGUUGGAUUUUCACCUUGAACCACAUUUGUGGAGAAAUUCUGUGUGGAUGUAUAGGCUAACAAUCCUGGGAUCUGUGUUUUUCUUUCAUUGUGGUAUUUGCACAAUAUAGAAGCUGCAUAAUUUGAGGGGGGAGAGUUACAGGAACUACUGUGUCUAAACAGCCUGGGGUUUUUUCUUCCUUUUGAACAGGAAUGCUUUACUGUAGAUGUCAGUCAAAUUUCUUUUUUAAUGUUUACAUCCUUUUGUAGAA